GCCAGGCAAGUCCUGGGAGCUGGAGUGCCUGGCACAGCACAGCGUGACUGGUGACUGGUGCGGAUUCCCCGGGGCUGCAGCUCCCCUUGUGCCCCAGAGCCUCCCCCCGCAGGUCGUUAUCGCAGCACCUGCGAGAGCAUCAAGGCCCAGGGAGCCCCAGGCACAUUCAGGGAGGUCGGUGGAGGGGCCUUGAGAUAAGGCAGCAGACACAACAAUGUGGCGUGGGGUGGGGGGACCCCCCUCCCAGCCCUCUUAAGCAGCACGGCCCCCUCGGCCAGCACUGCUUGCCAUGGAGAGAACCACUGUGCUGAUCACGGGCUGCUCCUCGGGCAUUGGGCUGGGACUGGCCACACGCCUGGCAGCCGACAGCACUCACCGCUUCAAAGUUUAUGCCACCAUGCGUGACCUGACCAAGGGCGAGCGGCUGCUGGAGCACUUGGGCAGCCACUGCCCUGACACGCUGGAGGUCCUGCAGCUCGAUGUCACUGACCCACACUCACUGGCAGCUGCCGUGCAGCGGGUGCAGGAGCAGCACCUGGACGUGUUGGUCUGCAACGCGGGGGUGGGACUGAUGGGACCUCUGGAGACCUGCUCCGAUCAGGCCAUGAAAACCCUCUUCGAUGUGAACUUCUUUGGGGCCGUCCGUACCAUCCAGGCAUUCCUGCCUGCCAUGAAGCGCCGCAGGGCCGGGCGGAUCAUUGUUUCCAGCAGCAUCGGGGGGCUGCAAGGGCUGCCCUUCAAUGCCGUGUACUGCGCCAGCAAGUUUGCGGUGGAGGGGCUGUGCGAGAGCCUGGCCAUCGUCCUGCGCCCCUUCAACAUCCACGUGACACUGGUGGAGUGCGGGCCCGUCCACACCAGCUUCCUGGCCAACCUACAGUGCCCGGACCCCGAGGGCAGCGAGCUGGAGGGCCUGGAUGCUGAGACGCGAGGGCUGUACCGCCGAUACCUGCGGCACUGCCAAAGCCUCUUCCGCGACGCGGCCCAGGAGGUGGAGGAGGUCCUGCCGGUGUUCCUGGAGGCCAUCGUCAGCCUCUGCCCGCCCCUGCGCUGCGCCAGCACCCAGCUCCUCGCCCCGCUUUGGCGCCUGCGGCUCGGCAGCCCCGACGGCUCCACGUACGUCCGCGCCAUGCACGACUUCGUGUUCGGCGGCAGCGAAGUCAGCGGGGACCAGCCCUGA
Corapipo altera (White-ruffed manakin) is the source of this 1177-nucleotide messenger RNA. It is a transcript of the gene HSD17B1, whose product is annotated as hydroxysteroid 17-beta dehydrogenase 1. The transcript has 6 exons. Gene Ontology annotation, molecular function: estradiol 17-beta-dehydrogenase [NAD(P)+] activity. NCBI's taxonomy places the organism in Eukaryota, Metazoa, Chordata, Aves, Passeriformes, Pipridae. The record is from RefSeq and is a predicted model, not a curated record. Gene Ontology annotation, biological process: estrogen biosynthetic process. The coding region runs from base 290 to 1177 and encodes 295 amino acids. Gene Ontology annotation, cellular component: cytoplasm.